AUGCCAAGCAGAAGGAAAAAAUUCAUUAAGGCUCGUCGUAAAGCUAAUGCGUGUGAGAUCAAUACUCGGUUGACUCAAAUCAAUAACACACUAUACAUUGAAAAGAAAUUUGGUGAUGAACUAAGCCAUUUGCGCAAAGAGUUUGAGGCUCAGUUUUGGUGGACUUGUUCAAUUGAUAGGAUGAAUUGGGCUCAACUUGAAAUGUUCAAGAAGGCUUUGGAGAAGCUUAGAAACCUUUUUGAACAGCAUGUUAAUAACCUUGUAAUUCAGAAUACUCAUACUCAAACUCUUCCAUUUUGUGUUGACAAUGUUUCACCAUCUAACAUCCCUUUCCAAAACCAAUUAAUUCCACAACAAGGUCAAAUAUUUUCACCAUAA
This is a messenger RNA of Vicia faba (fava bean), 378 nucleotides long. Lineage: Eukaryota; Viridiplantae; Streptophyta; Magnoliopsida; Fabales; Fabaceae. The record is from the annotation of a GenBank genome assembly.